GCCGCCAUGGAGGCGGACGGGACCUACGAGCCGGGAUUCGUGGGGAUCCGGUUCUGCCAGGAGUGCAACAACAUGCUGUACCCCAAGGAGGACAAAGAAAACCGGAUCCUGCUCUACGCCUGCCGCAAUUGCGACUACCAGCAAGAGGCCGACAACAGUUGCAUCUACGUCAACAAGAUCACGCACGAAGUGGACGAGCUCACGCAGAUCAUCGCCGACGUCUCCCAGGACCCCACGCUGCCCCGCACCGAGGACCAUCCCUGCCAGAAGUGCGGGCACAAAGAAGCCGUUUUCUUCCAAUCGCACAGCGCCAGAGCCGAGGACGCCAUGAGGCUUUACUACGUCUGCACCGCCCCGCACUGCGGCCACCGCUGGACCGAGUGACGGCGCCCGGAGACGCUCUCCGAACCCCCAAAAUCACCCCAAAACCUCCCGCCCUGCGGGGGCCCCCCCCCCAAUCUUGGGUCUGCGCCCCCGCCGGGGUGGCGUUUUGGGGGUAAUAAUGGGUAUUUUUGGCAA
Grus americana (Whooping crane) is the source of this 519-nucleotide messenger RNA. It is a transcript of the gene POLR2I, whose product is annotated as RNA polymerase II subunit I. Gene Ontology annotation, cellular component: RNA polymerase II, core complex. The record is from RefSeq and is a predicted model, not a curated record. The transcript is spliced from 6 exons. Gene Ontology annotation, biological process: transcription-coupled nucleotide-excision repair; maintenance of transcriptional fidelity during transcription elongation by RNA polymerase II; DNA-templated transcription. Gene Ontology annotation, molecular function: nucleic acid binding; DNA-directed RNA polymerase activity; zinc ion binding. Bases 7 to 384 code for a protein of 125 amino acids. Lineage: Eukaryota; Metazoa; Chordata; Aves; Gruiformes; Gruidae.